AUGUCGCUACCAACAUCAGACGAAGAGUGGGCCUCGCGCAUUUCGCAAAUCAAGGGUUCUCUCCCAACCCCGAUACCCCUGACGAGCCGCCCAGUUCCUGAACUCACCGCACUUGCACGCACGAUCGAUCACACGCAACUCUCCCUCUCUGCUACGCCGUUCCAAAUUGAUACUCUAUGCUCUGAAGCGCGCGAAUUCAAUUUUGCGACGGUGUGUGUUCGAGCAAGCUACGUUUCCCGUGCGGUUAAAAAUCUCGAAGGAUCACCGAUUGGUGUCGCGUGCGUGGUUGGAUUUCAUGAAGGCACUUAUCCCACCGACAAAAAGGCGGUGGAGGCCGAGGAGGCAUCGAAGAAUGGCGCCACUGAGUUAGACAUGGUCAUGAACUAUGUGCAACUCAAGGAAGGGCAGUACACAGCUGUGUUUAACGACGUACAGGCGGUCAGAAACGCGGCUAAAGAUGUUACCCUGAAGGUAAUUUUGGAGACAUCGCAGCUGAGCAGGGAUCAAGUUAUUGCAGCCAGUGUGGUGUCAUGCCUUGCAGGUGCCGACUACGUGAAGACCAGCACCGGCUUCAAUGGUCCCGGUGCUCGUGUCGAAGAUGUGGCCCUAAUGAGGGCGGUGUGUGACCUGGUGAGCAAAGAAGUCAAAGUUAAAGCUAGCGGAGGCGUCAGGACCGCCGGAGACUGCAUCAAGAUGAUUCAGGCGGGGGCUGAUAGGAUAGGCGCGAGUGCUGGAGUCAAGAUUGUCAACGAGGAGCAGACAACAGACUCCAGUGCGCCAGAUCUACUACUCAAAAUAUAUCGAUUUCUACUUCAACGCUGGAGUUUUCAAUAUCAUGCGCACGUGACGGUUGGCCAGGCCUUUGACGCUGCGGAGCCGCGCGCGGCUUUCCGAUUCGAGGGCUUCAAUCCCUUCAAGGACGAGACAGUAUUCGUCUGGCCGAUUAUGCACGACUCCAAGAAACGGAAGAUUUCCCACGAGGCGAAUUCACGCGAGCAUGAGGACUCUCCAGAUACGUCGAAGCCAACGGCGGUGUUCACGCCGCAAUGCGGGCGAUCCCAUACCCUGAGUGUGGCGCUCCCGGGUAGCAUUAUUGCUAAUGCCAAAUCGCAUGACCAAAAGACUUUCCUUGCCGGCUCCAUUGCACGCGCCCUCGCGGUAUUCUGCGUCGAUGAAAUCGUUAUAUUUGAAGAUGAGCCUCGCCCCCAACCUAUCGGAAAUGGCCAGCCGCAUGAAAUGGAGUAUACGGCCUUUACCGACCCUUGCCAUUUCCUGACACAUGUGCUCUCCUACCUCGAGACGCCUCCGCAUCUACGACGGGAUUUAUUCCCCAUGCAUCCGAAUCUGAGGACAGCAGGUACAUUACCAAGUUUGGAUAUGCCGCACCAUAUUCGGGCCAACGAAUGGUGCGAAUAUCGGGAGGCUGUCACGAUACAGGGUGAGAAUUACGGGGUGGAAGAAAAUGCUUCGGAGAAAACUGUCAAGAAGAAAAGUAAAAAGCUCUCAAAGGCGCAGCGAGAACAAGGGGCAUUCUCCCAAGACGGUCUAUCUAAAGACGAGAUUACACUGGUCAAAACAGGUCUUCCAGAACCUGUUCGCCUUCUCGAUCUCUCGAUUCCACCUCACACUCGUCUCACGCUCAAAUUCAAAAGCCAAGAUCCCGCCGAUGGAGCCGAUCCCGUUGAUCCCGCUACUCCACGAGAAGAAGCAGGGUACUACUGGGGUUACUCCAUCCGCCGUUGCUCCUCGCUGUCAAGCGUAUUCACUGAGUGCCCCUUUGACGGUGGAUAUGAUUUAUCCUUCGGAACUUCUGAACGAGGAGUACCACUUGUCGAUAUUCUACAAAAUCCAGAAGAAAUUCCACAAUAUAAGCACCUGCUACUUGUAUUUGGUGGAGUAGCGGGCUUGGAGGUUGCUGCUAAAGUCGAUUCUGAGCUAGUAGAAAAAGGCAUCAAGCCGGGAGACGUGGGCGGCUUGUUUGAUUACUGGGUCAACAUUUUGCCAGGGCAAGGUAGUAGGACAAUUCGAACAGAAGAAGCUGUCUGGCUAGGAUUGAUGGGCUUGAGAGAGGUUGCGGUGACGAAGGGGCGCGACUGA
This is a messenger RNA of Ophidiomyces ophidiicola, 2097 nucleotides long. RefSeq lists its product as uncharacterized. Gene Ontology annotation, cellular component: cytoplasm. Gene Ontology annotation, biological process: deoxyribonucleotide catabolic process. The coding region runs from base 1 to 2097 and encodes 698 amino acids. NCBI's taxonomy places the organism in Eukaryota, Fungi, Ascomycota, Eurotiomycetes, Onygenales, Onygenaceae. The transcript has 4 exons. Gene Ontology annotation, molecular function: deoxyribose-phosphate aldolase activity. The record is from RefSeq and is a predicted model, not a curated record.